This is a messenger RNA of Debaryomyces fabryi, 2787 nucleotides long. It is a transcript of the gene ALR1, whose product is annotated as Mg(2+) transporter. Gene Ontology annotation, molecular function: magnesium ion transmembrane transporter activity. Gene Ontology annotation, biological process: magnesium ion transmembrane transport; intracellular magnesium ion homeostasis. The record is from RefSeq and is a predicted model, not a curated record. Gene Ontology annotation, cellular component: plasma membrane. The transcript has a single exon. NCBI's taxonomy places the organism in Eukaryota, Fungi, Ascomycota, Pichiomycetes, Serinales, Debaryomycetaceae. Bases 1 to 2787 code for a protein of 928 amino acids.
AUGUCCGAUAACGAAAGUUUCCGCUCAGUCUCACCAUCCAGAGAUAUUCUUCACAGAGCUGCAAAUACGGGAGAAGUGUUGAAUGACCACCGGAACCAGCUUCCAUCGUUACCUUUUCGUGGUACUGGUGGUGGUAUGGUACAGUCAUCGGCCAUAAGCGAUGAUGAUGACGACGAUGAUUAUCAGUCUUCACAGUCUAUGCAAGACCCACAUCUGCAACAACCAUUUUAUCCUCAAAUGCCAGGUGGAGCACCUAAUAUGGUACAAAUUCCAGGAAGAAGUAGUGUAGAUGAAAGGCAUUUACCCAGAGCGAGGCAGUCUUUUGGGGGCCCAAGUCCAUCACAACCCUACAGAGGUACCAAGAAUGCUUAUAUGAAUAAUUUGAGGAGAGACUUUUAUUUGAGAAACGAUGACGACGAUAAUGAGCGCCUCUAUGUUCCGGGUCAGAACCCACAACCACUACAAAGUUCUUCUAUUCCAGUUGUUAGAGGCUCAGGCGGGUCCUUAGCUGCUGCUACUAGACGGGGCAGAGCACGUUCAAGGUCACAAUCGUUUUCAGAGCAGGUUCGGUCGCUUGUUCAUCCAAAAGAUAGCGACGAGGAUCAUAAAAGACAGUCAGCUUCGGCAGCUCCUCCAUUUGGAGGAAUUUUGAUGAAAUCUAACAAUCAACCUGCCAAGAAGAAUAACAGAAGUAACUCUGUUAUCAAUGAUACUUUAGAAACCGAUCUCGCUGCACCAAUGACGAAAUUGAAAACAAAUGAAAGUGUAUCUUCUGAUGCUCCAAACCACAACAAAAGAGAAAGGAGGCCAUCUCGUACUUCGAUAGAUAGCGAGGCAGAUUCACACGGAUCAAGAUCUUCACAAGAGACCGAAGAAGACGUGUGCUUUCCUAUGUUGCGUGAACAUGUCCGGAUCAAGGGCAUUGACUUUGACGAAAUUGAAGAGUUUAUUAGAGACGAAAGAGAGAAUGAGAUGCUUUUAAAGGAGCAACAGCAAAUGAUUGCGGAGAGAUCAGCUAUGAGAGUUGAUACCGGACAUGGAAGUGCUCGCGAUUCUGGUGGAUUCUCCAACCCUAACCCUAGUAAGAAUGCAUUAAAGUAUACUCCUUCAAACAUUUUAAGAAAAGGUUCUUUCGCCAAAUUUGGUAGAAAGAACACAGAUACAGGUGAUAAUAUAUCCGCGUCUGGUAUUCACGUUUCGGAGAGAGCUCAAUCGGAUUCUUCCACUGUUACUGAUGAUUCCGCCUCAAGGAGAUACAACGAGAAGAAUUCUGGCGACGAUGACACUUCUGCUGAAAAUGUUAAGUUUGGUGGCACAAGAAUAAACGAUAGCGAUUCAAUGUUGCCAGACAGAUUUUCAUUCUUUUGUUCUGAAUCUGAGGAGACUAUUCAUGCACCUGAUAUUCCUUCAUUGGUCAAGCCAGGCCAAAGCGUUAGCGAUUUAUUUAGAAAUGGUGAAGGUACAUGGUGGCUUGAUUGCGUUUGUCCUACUGACGCCGAGAUGAAAAUGGUGGCCAAAGCUUUUGGUAUCCAUCCCUUGACGGCUGAAGAUAUUCGUAUGCAAGAAACUCGUGAAAAGGUUGAGUUAUUUAGAAACUAUUAUUUUGUUUGUUUUCAUACUUUUGAAGGCGACCAAGAAUCAGAGGAUUACUUGGAGCCAAUUAACUUUUAUAUUGUUGUAUUCAGAGAAGGUGUCUUGUCGUUCCAUUUUUCACCUAUUUUACAUCCUGCUAAUGUGAGAAGAAGAGUCCGUCAAUUAAGAGAUUAUGUUGAUGUCAGUGCUGAUUGGUUAUGUUACGCGUUAAUAGAUGAUAUCACAGAUGGGUUUGCCCCUGUUAUCACUGGUAUUGAGUACGAAGCAGAUGCAAUCGAGGAUUCUGUAUUUGCCGCAAGUCGGGUUGGUUUUAGCAGUAUGAUUCAAAGAAUUGGUGAGUCAAGAAGAAAGGUAAUGACAUUAAUGAGAUUAUUGUCAGGAAAAGCAGAUGUUAUUAAAAUGUUUGCUAAACGGUGUCAAGAUGAGGCCGCCAAUAAUCAGAUAAAUAUAUUCCAAGCACAUCCUAACUUGAAUGGAAAGGGCAAUUAUUAUUCACAACAAAAUGGAAAUGGCUUGCAAGGCCAUACACAUAACGGAUCAUAUACACAAGUCUACGACAGUGAAAGUCCUCAUCCACAAGGCUAUAGCAAUAAUCACAACCAUGGCUAUCACCAGAGCGCGCCAGGUGUGUCAUUCGGCCCAGGCCCUGGAACAUCCAAUAAUUCAAUUGAUCCAGCUUCAGUUUAUAUGAAAACUCAACCUGAUAGAACACAGCCAAGAGCAGAUAUAGCAUUAUACUUGGGUGAUAUUCAAGAUCACGUUGUCACAAUGUUCCAGAAUUUACUUGCCUAUGAAAAGAUUUUUAGUAGAUCCCAUUCUAAUUAUUUGGCACAAUUACAAGUCGAAUCUUUUAAUUCCAAUCAGAAGGUUACUGAAAUGUUAUCUAAUGUUACGUUAAUUGGUACCGUCUUUUUCCCAUUGAAUGUGAUUACUGGGUUGUUUGGUAUGAACGUUAAUGUUCCAGGUCUAGGCGAUACUCACCCAGGUCUAAACUGGUUUUUUGGUAUUGUCGGAGUUAUGUGUGCUAUAGUUAUUUUAGCUUUAGUCGUUGGGCGUAUUUGGAUACGGAGGGUUAACAGAAGUACGCCAUAUGAUGAGGAAAACACUAGAAAAUCCAUCAAAAGUUUUGGUUUAAAAACAAGGACAAAAGAAGCUGCAAAGUCGAUUAUCAGUUUCCCAAAUAAGUACGAUUAA